AUACAGGAGCCAAUGAGCAGCGAGUAAGAAAUGGGGCUGGCCGUGGUCCCUUCAGUCAGUUUCAGAGGGGAGAGGAGAACAGAGAGAUCGAGGCUGUGAGGUAGAGUGAUUUGGCCGGGUACGCAUUUUGACAACAGCCACGGGGGUGGCGGAAAACAACAAUACCCGUCCAGUCCUUGACUACCGUAUUUGGACGAGUUCAUGUAGGACAAAUACACUGCACCAAUACGAAAAAAGAAAGAGGAAACCAGAUUGCAGCGGCUGCUCUCGCUCCAGGCUUGGCACAGUCAGUACCCCAAGAGGAGCGAAGCCAUCUAAAUUAAAAUGAAGACUAUUGACGAGCCGCCUUACCUGACUGUCGGUACUGACGUGAGCGCAAAAUACAGGGGAGCUUUCUGUGAAGCUAAGAUAAAGACUGCAAAGAGGCUUGUCAAAGUAAAGGUAACCUUUAAACAAGAUUUGUCAACUGGGGAAGUGCAGGAUGACCACAUCAAAGGCCCUUUAAAGGUGGGAGCUGUUGUCGAGGUGAAAACCCAAGAUGGAGCAUUUCAGGAGGCCAUAAUUAACAAGUUAACUGAUGCGAGCUGGUAUACAGUAGUGUUUGAUGAUGGUGAUGAAAAGACCAUGAGGCGCUCAUCACUCUGCCUGAAAGGAGAGCGACACUUUGCAGAAAGCGAGACUCUGGACCAGCUGCCCCUUACAAACCCUGAACAUUUUGGCACUCCAGUUAUAGGAAAGAAGUCAAACCGAGGAAGAAGAUCGAAUCAUGUCCCAGAAGAGGAAUCUUCAUCGUCCUCCAGCGAGGAAGACGAAGGGGGCAGACGGCUGAACGAUGAAUUACUUGGUAAAGUCGUGUGUGUGGAGUACACAAGUGCAGACAAGAAGAAGGCCUCUUGGUAUCCUGCUCUAGUUAUCUCCCCAGACUGCAAUGAUGAGGUUGCUGUGAAAAAAGACAACAUUCUGGUUCGCUCAUUUAAGGAUGGAAAAUUCAACGUUGUUUUGAGAAAGGAUGUCCGAGAAAUCAAUAGUGAAAUGGCUCCCAAACCUGAAGCUGGCAUGAAGCCAGCUUUGGACCGGGCUCUGGAGUUCUUGAAGAGCAGAGUCGUUCCCAGUAACUGGAGGACAGAGCUGAAGGAGGAGAGCUCCAGCAGCGAGGAAGAGGAUGACCAGGAGGAAGAGGAGGAUACUAGCAGUGAGGAUGAUGAGGAGGAAGUAGAGCCUUUUCCAGGAGAAAGAGAGAACUUUCUUCAGCAGCUGUACAAGUUCAUGGAGGACAGAGGUACUCCUAUUAACAAGCGGCCAGUACUGGGAUAUCGAAACCUGAACCUUUUCAAGCUGUACAGGCUGGUUCACAGGUUGGGGGGAUUUGAUAAUAUCGACAGUGGCUCCGUUUGGAAACAAGUCUACCAGGACUUGGGAAUCCCAGUACUCAACUCGGCAGCUGGAUACAAUGUCAAAUGUGCCUACAGAAAAUACCUGUAUGGGUUUGAGGAGUACUGCAAAUCCACAGGCAUCAUGUUCCAGAUGGCCCUGCCAGAGAAAUCGGCCAGCAUCCCUGAGACAAGGAGGGGGGAAGAGGAGGAGAGCCUCUUUCACAAACCUGAACUGACAGCCGAGAAACCGAAACUGAAGAAAGAGGAGCAGGAGGAGAAGACGGCAUCACCGGAGAUGGCGUGCAAAAAAGAAACCGAAACCAAGCCCUCCAAGAGGGAAAAGAAAACUGAGGUGGAGUCAACGGCUGUAAAGGAUGACAACUACUUGGAGAUUCACAGCUUAAAAAAUGAGGAUGAAGAGGAGGAGGUGGAAGAUAAUGACAAUGAGGAGGAGGAUGAGAGAGAGGCACCCGGUGAUAACUCUGUUAAUCUGCUUAAAGAAAACAUGAAACAAGACCAGCCAGAGGAGAAGGACAUAUCCGGGGAUGAAAGCAUUAAGGAGGGGGAAGGGGAGGAGGAGGAGGAGUUUGAGUGUUAUCCUCCGGGGAUGAAGGUCCAGGUGAGAUAUGGGCGGGGGAAGACCCAGAAGCUGUACGAAGCCAGUGUUAAGGAUUCGGAUCUCGAGGGGGGAGAGGUGCUCUACCUGGUGCACUACUGUGGCUGGAACGUGAGGUAUGAUGAAUGGAUAAAAGCAGACAAAAUUGUGCGUCCAGCUGAUAAGAAUGUUCCAAAAAUAAAGCACCGAAAGAAAAUAAAGAACAAAAUGGAGAAAGAGAAGGACAAGAUGGAGAGAGCAGAAAGAGAUGAAGUUUCCCCACCCAAAAUAAACCACAUCGGGAGAUCGGCAAAGUCUCCCCUCAACAGCACACCUUCGGACAGCUACUCAAAGCUGGAUAGUGGCGAAGCCAAAGGCGCCGAGCAAACUGCGGUCAAAUCAAUUGAAAUCACAUCUAUUCUCAAUGGGCUGCAAGCAUCUGAGAGUUCGGCUGAGGAGAGCGAGUGUGAAGAUGGAGACGAUGAAGAUGAGUACGAGGAAGAGCAGGAGAGCCAGGGAAAAGAGGAAAAGAUUGGUUCCCUUGAGAGCAUGCACGUUCUCGAGAGAUGGCAAGUCGGCCUCUCUCUGGAUGAGCGCAGACCAGCAAUGGUAGAGGAACAGGAGGAGCCGGAACAUCUUUCAGACACCCAGGACUCUGUGAUGAACACAAGAGCCGAGCAGGAGGGUGAGGCAGAAUCGGAGAAGGAAGAGGAACUAAAAAGAAAACUGGAGAUCAAACAGGAGGAGAGGGCAACAGAAAGGCCGUCCAAAUCACAGCUGAAGCGCAAGCGGAGGAACAGCAGGAUGGAAGAGUGGCUCCGAACAGGUUCCCACGAGCAAGUAGAGGACAGGGCCAAGCCAGUCAGCUUGGGGUUUACUGGCAGCAGUAGCUCGGAGGAUGAGGAUGAACAAAAGCAGCAUCAGCAGCAGGAGGAAGAAGAAGAACAGGAAAGAACUAAAACCAAAAACACCCUGUCCAAGAAGUACAACGGCCUGGAGGAGAAACGGAAGUGUGGCCGGCCUGCAGGCUUCUGGGAUGUUCCGGAGAAAAGGCCCAAGCUCUUGGGCGGCUCAGAGGAAAGGCUGCCCAACAGCCGAGCUAAAGGCCAGAAAGAUGUCUGGUCCAGCAUUCAGGGUCAGUGGCCCAAGAAGACUCUAAAGGAGCUUUUUUCAGACUCCGACACUGAGGCAGCCAACUCACCUCCUCCCGUCCCACCACCUGAGGACCCCAGGCAAGAACCAGCCCCCGAGGAGAUAACAGAGAAGGAAAGAAUUGAAGGUAAACUCUCAAAUGAGGAAAGGGAGGAAAAGAGAGCAGAGUUCCCCAGCAGUGGCAGCAACUCUGUUCUCAACACGCCCCCCACCACCCCAGAGUCCCCUUCGCUGUCGGGGAGCAGGAUGAAGCCCAACAGGACUCCUCCUGCAGCUCCUCCUCCACCUGCCGCUAAUCCUCUUCCUCCCCCUCCUGCUCCUUCUCCAACGGCCCAUCAUCCUGUGCAGGAAGAGAAUGUGGGCGGCCGCAGUGAGACGGACAGCAGCACGGUAGAGGUGGAGAGCCUCGGCGGGGAGCUACAAGAGAUUCGAUCGGAGGGAGGCGGCUCCCCUAUGGUCUUUGACUCCAGCCUCUCCUCCAAUAGCAAUAGUAGCAGCAGUAUCCUUAUUAACAACAGCAACAGUAGCCUGCCAGAGACAGAACAUAUGGAGAAAGUAACAACAAGCCAAAAACGACACAAAGAUGCUCACAGAGGUGCUUCAUCUAAGAAACAGAAAAGAAGCCACAAAAAUUCAGAUGUUCACCCCAAAAAGAGUCGAAAAACAGCACACAGCAGUGACAGUGAAGACCAGUCAGCCAGUGAAAAUGCUGCCAAAUCCCUGGCAACUAAGUCAGCAGCCAGCCUGAAACCUGCAUCGCAGCCCAAGCGUCUGGGAAGGACGCACUCCCCUGGGAAAUUCAGCAAGCAUGGCGAUUCAGAACAGAAAGAGCCCAACAACCGAUCUUCAAGAGUGUAUAAAUGGAGUUUCCAAAUGUCUGAUCUGGAGAAAAUGACUAGUGUUGAGCGGGUAGCAUUCCUUCAGGAAAAACUACAGGACAUACGAAGUCAUUACAUUUCUCUCAAGUCAGAGGUGGCUUCCAUCGACAGAAGAAGAAAACGUUUAAAGAAAAAGGAACGUGAAAGUGCUGCCGCAGCUUCCUCUUCAUCCUCCUCUUCAUCAUCUCCAUCCUCCAGCUCUAUCACAGCAGCCGUCAUGCUGACUCUGUCCGAGCAGUCUGUGUCUGGCUCGUCUCAGAACAGCGGGAGUGUGUCCGUGGAGUGCAGGUGACCCGCGGAGGACACGCCCACAGCACUCUGCACUUAACUCUGAGGCUGAGGGCUGUUUUUAAACUGACCGAGGCACAACAACAAAAAAAAAAACAAUGAGCACUAUUUUCUAUUUACAGCUGUUUUCUUGGCAAGCUAACUCUGCACUUAAGUGCACUUUUAUGAAGAAGAAAAAAAAGUAUAACGGACCUGUGUUAAAGUAGUUCUUGGGUUUUUUUUUCUGUUUUUCUGUAUGUUUGUUUUCCUUCAAGCAAUAAUUGUUUCCAUGUUGUCUGCGGGGAUUUUUUUGUUGUUGUUUUACAUCAACCUGAUAGGCCUUCCAGUGUGGAAAAAUGCUUUCUGUUUACCUUAACUGCACAGGCUGAGAUUAUGUCCAGUUUUCCUUUGGCAUGUUGCUAUAUUUAUAAGCUGCAACAGCUUCCAUGUGUAACCCACAAGUUGUUUUUAUCACGGCUGGACCAGUUGGCUAUUUCAUUUUUGUUUAACUUCUUAAAGACACUCAUAUGCACAUACAAAACAUAUUCAGAUGUACAGGCAUAUUCAUUUUGAGCAACAGUUUUACAAAAUAAAUACUGUCAUCAAUUUAGAAUUUAAGUGGUUUUAGUUGCUCAGUUCAACCACAAAUAAAGAACUGUAAGCACAGAUCCGGCAUGUUUAUGGAAUUUUGUGUUCACAUCAGAUGUCUGCAAAUCUACUGCCAGCUGUGUUACAAGUAGUUCAAAAUGUUAAUGAUUGUUGAAUAGUUUUAAAAGGCCUGUUUUUAAUUUUUUUUUUUUUUUUUUUUUUUUUUUUAGUCCUAUGAAAAGAAUUGACAAGCUUUUUUGUGAACACGACUAUGCUUGUGUUGGAAAAAAAUGAAUUGAGAAAAUGUAAGCUUGUACACAAGCAGACUACAUUUAAUAUAUCUAAUCAAAAAAUAAAUUACUUUCAUUUUGGGUUUUUUUAUAUUUAUUUUUUAUGGGUGGCUAAGGGGGGUAUUAAUGUAUUUUAGUACUGAGGAUGAUAAUAAUUAACUGCUGUUUUGUAGAGUGGACAGAGACAGAGUGAAUAUAGGAUUAAAAAGAGUUUUAAAAAUGGAACAGCAAUUAUGUAAGGAAUUGACUGGAAGUGGAACAAUAGAUUAUUUGCGUUCACAUAUUUUGAUCUUAACAGUACUCAAAUUUCGCAAUACUGGAGUUUUGCUUUUAUGCAGAAAAUGGUACACAGUAAAAAUCAAAGCUUGUACAAUAGUGCCACCUGCUGGCUGCUAACUGCAUUAACCAUGAACAAACUACAAAGUUUAACCCUCCCCACCCCCAGUCAUCUCCUAAUGAACCAGUUAACCAACCAGCCAAUAAGGAACUUCUGAGUUUUCAGCCAUCCAUUAUUUCCCUUUAUGUUGCAGCAGUUUCUAUAGGUUAUAGGAUUAACAUUUACAUUACAAAAAUUAACUCCAGACUGUUUCCUUUGUAUUGUCUUUACGUUGUAUGAUAAACUAAAGGUCUGUUUCAUUUGGCACUUGUAUGUAAUGUAUGCCUUUGUUAUACAUUUGUAUAUUGAGAAGUGUGUUCAAGUCAAGCUAUUGAAUAUCUUGCACUGUUAAUACAGUGUACUUUUCUGUACAGACUGUUUUAUUGUUUUAAUUGUAGCUCUGUAUACAUUCUCGAAGGGAAAAGCAUGUGUCUUUAAUUUUCAUUUGUUUUUAUUCUUUUUUGUUGUCAGUGCAAGGUGUGGGAGAGAAUUUCCUCCAAUUUGAUUUGUAGAUAUGUUUGUCAAGAAUCUUUACACAACUUUUCUAAGAAAAGCGGUUUUGGUUUCUGUAGCUUGUGCGCUUCUGAAAUGGUUUUGUUUAAAUGUGAUUUCAAAAGUAUUUUCAACCUUGUACAUGGGUUGUAAAGUUUUCUGGAUCUUUAAAAAAAAAUAAAAAUAUUAAUAGUUUCUUGACAAAGGGAGGAAGCUUGUAAGAAAGCUUUAAAGUAUUUAUUAGGUUCUGCAAAGGAUUGGAGUCGUGUAAUUUAUUGUAAAAAUGUAAGCAAAAAAAAAAGCCUCUGUUGAAAUAAAUGCCAUAGUUUGUGAA
Acipenser ruthenus (sterlet) is the source of this 6345-nucleotide messenger RNA. RefSeq names its product AT-rich interaction domain 4B (gene arid4b). The transcript is spliced from 24 exons. Gene Ontology annotation, biological process: regulation of transcription by RNA polymerase II. The record is from RefSeq and is a predicted model, not a curated record. The coding region runs from base 325 to 4290 and encodes 1321 amino acids. Gene Ontology annotation, molecular function: transcription cis-regulatory region binding. Lineage: Eukaryota; Metazoa; Chordata; Actinopteri; Acipenseriformes; Acipenseridae. Gene Ontology annotation, cellular component: nucleus.